GUGCAAAAGUGCCGAGAAAAAACAGAGCAUCUCAAUUCUCCACUCUUAAAAAACAGAGCAACUACUCAAUUCUUCACUCUGUUUCCCCUUACCUUACACACUCUAACACAUGGAUUCACCUUCCUCCUUCUUCAACUCACCCUCUUCCGGUUUCUGCUCCGAAUCUUCCUCUCCGGAAGCCUUCUCGUGGGAAGGGUACCUACCCUUCAACGAGAACGACCCGGAGGAGAUGCUUCUAUACGGCAUGAUCGCCGGCGCGACAACCGAGGAGCACUCCGGCGAGAGGGCGAGCUCGGAGGAGAGUGCUGCAGCACGGAAGGAGAAGUCGUACCGCGGCGUACGGCGGCGGCCGUGGGGGAAGUUCGCGGCGGAGAUAAGGGACUCCACGCGCCACGGGAUGAGGGUGUGGCUGGGGACAUUCGACAGCGCCGAAGCCGCGGCUCUGGCUUACGACCAAGCCGCGUUCUCCAUGCGCGGCUCGGCGGCGAUUCUCAACUUCCCCGCGGAGAUCGUUAGAGAGUCGCUUAAAGAGAUGAACUACGCUCAUGAUGAUUCCAACAACGAAGAAGGGUGCUCCCCUGUUGUCGCUCUCAAGAGGAAACACUCUUUGAGAAGGAAAAUUAACGUCAGGAAGAAGAAGAACAACAAUAACAAUAGCAAACUACAAAGUAGUACCGUAGACAAUGCUGUCGUGUUUGAAGACCUUGGUCCUGAUUACUUGGAACAGCUGUUGAUGUCCUCUGAUCAUCAUAUUCCCACCACCUUCUGAUUCAUUUAUUCCUCAAUUGCAAUUCAGAUCUCAAAAACCUUAUAAAUAUCCAUUGCAUAGUUUCUACCUAGGGUUUUUGUGUUAGUAGUGUUAAUUCCUUCUUCUUCUUUGUUCUUUUGUUUUUGUAAGGCUAAAAUGCUUAGGUCAUGUUUGGAUGACAGAUUUGAACUUCUUUUCAGUUCUUAUCUUUUUUUCUUUGUUUUUGUUUUUGUUUUCCUACUCUGGGAGAAUUUUCUUCUUUUUUUUUUUUUUUUUUUUGUAAAGAUUAGAAGAUAAGGAAUGCAGUAAUCUUUGUGGGGCUGAAUAUAUGUCAAAUUGUCGAUAUUAAUUGAGGUGACUGGGACUGUUGUUUUAGCUUUA
Glycine soja is the source of this 1129-nucleotide messenger RNA. Its product is annotated as ethylene-responsive transcription factor 1B-like. Gene Ontology annotation, biological process: regulation of DNA-templated transcription; ethylene-activated signaling pathway. Gene Ontology annotation, molecular function: DNA binding; DNA-binding transcription factor activity. NCBI's taxonomy places the organism in Eukaryota, Viridiplantae, Streptophyta, Magnoliopsida, Fabales, Fabaceae. The coding region runs from base 110 to 769 and encodes 219 amino acids. The transcript has a single exon. The record is from RefSeq and is a predicted model, not a curated record.